Molecule: messenger RNA, 591 nt
Organism: Talaromyces amestolkiae
Lineage: Eukaryota; Fungi; Ascomycota; Eurotiomycetes; Eurotiales; Trichocomaceae
Exons: 3
Coding region: 1-591 (196 amino acids)
Source: RefSeq, a predicted model, not a curated record
AUGCCUAUGCAGUGGACACUCGCCAACGAGCGUUUGCUCUUUCUUCGCAUCCUUGAAUUGUCAAACACCACCGUCGACUACAGAAAAGUGUCUGAAACGUGGCCAAAUGAGGACGAAAGACCAACUGCCCGCGCUGUCUCAGAGCACAUCUUCAAAUUGAAAAAGCUUGCAAAGUCUGGGUCCGCAGGUAGUUCCACCGCGGUCUCAACCCCAAAGACCCCUCGAACCAAGACCAUCACUCCCCGUGCGAGUGGUGGGACUCGUGCGAGCGCCGGUGGCUCGACCGCUAAGUCUAAGCGCAAGCGUAAUGCAGCAGCGGAUGCUUCCGAUUCCGACAACGAGUUCAAACCGGUGAACAGCGUCCGAUUCAAGCGAGAAGAGGAUAUCGACGAUCUCGGUCCGUUGCCUGAAGACACGCCUAGCAAACGGGCCAGGAAGCCUACCCAGCACCUGAAUAUGACAGAGUAUGCGGAAAGUGGCACCGAGACGGAUGAGGACGACAAAGGUUCAAAUCGAUUCAGCUCGGUUGAUCCCGAGUACGCUCCUGUUCCAGAAGAGGAUACCUUUGAGAUUCCUGGUAUCUACGAGUAA